Molecule: messenger RNA, 295 nt
Organism: Poeciliopsis prolifica (blackstripe livebearer)
Lineage: Eukaryota; Metazoa; Chordata; Actinopteri; Cyprinodontiformes; Poeciliidae
Product: semaphorin-3G-like
Molecular function (GO): protein binding
Source: RefSeq, a predicted model, not a curated record
AUCUGGCAGAGCGGCAGUCACUCCGCACAGAGGACCGCGCGCGUCUUCAGUUUGACGCUCCGGGAAGAAACACGUCCUCAAGAUCAAACACCUUGACGAGAAGCGUCAAGAUAAAAGUCCCUUCGGAGUUUUGACGUUUAGUCUUAAAAAAAAUCUCAGCGAGAAGGAGAGGCGCGUCUGUCAGUAAUUAUGGGAUUUACACCUUUCGUCUUCAACCAAGUUGUGGCUGCGCUGCUUGUCACCAGCAUCUGCGCGACCAAAAUCAACGUGCCGCGCCUGAGACUCUCCCACAAAG